CCAGAGAAACUUACCGGUUGACAGACAUACAAAAUCAAAACUUAUUUAUUUGAAAUUACAUUUAUGAUAUUUUUUUAAAUAUGAGUAACUCCACUUUUAUUCUCGAUAACGGUGCUUACAUGGCGAAAGCUGGUUUAUCCAAUGAAACACCUAAAUUAAUUCCAAAUUGUAUAAUGAAAGCAAAGAGCGAACGUCGUAGACCUUUCAUUGGAAAUCAAAUCGAAGAAUGUAGAGAUGCUUCUGGAUUGUUUUACAUGUUACCUUUCCAGAAAGGUUAUCUGGUGAAUUGGGAUAUUCAAAAAACUUUAUGGGAUUAUAUAUUUUCGAAAGAAUCUUGUUCGGUGAAUUUAAAUCAGUUGUCUGUGAUAGUGACAGAACCUAUGUUUAAUUUUCCAAGCAUACAAGAAGCUAUGACAGAAAUAUUUUUUGAGGAAUACGAAUGUCACAGUCUCCUGAGGAUAAACGCAGCGAGUCUUUCAUGUUAUAAUUACAGAUCCGAAAAUCCUAGUACAAAAUGUUGCAUAGUAAUAGAUAGCGGUUACAGUUUUACGCAUAUUAUACCCUACAUCAAUGAUUCAAAAGUAAAAGAAGGGAUUCGAAGAAUAGAUGUAGGUGGUAAACUUUUAACAAAUCACCUGAAAGAGAUAUUGUCUUAUCGUCAGCUGCACGUUAUGGAUGAAACAUAUGUAAUUAAUCAAGUGAAAGAAGAUUGUUGUUUUGUGUCUCAAGAUUUCUUUAAAGAUAUGGAACGGGCCAAAUGUAAGUUGGAAAAAAAUACUAUUGCUAAGGAUUAUGUUUUGCCAGAUUAUACGACUCUACGUCGUGGAUAUCUUAAGGAUCCAGGACCAUCUAAUGAGCAACAAACAUUACGUUUGACUAAUGAGAGAUUUGCUAUACCUGAAAUAUUAUUCCAUCCAUCUGAUAUUGGUAUCCGACAAAUGGGUAUUUCCGAAGCUGUUAUAGAUUCCAUAAAAGCUUGCGACGAAGAAACAUGGCCUCAUUUUCUAUCUAAUAUUAUUCUAACUGGUGGUAAUGCAAAAUUUCCAGGAUUUAAGGACAGAAUUUACAAAGAAAUUAGAAGUUUAGCUCCAACAGAAUAUGCUGUAAACGUCUAUUUACCACAAAAUCCAAUCACUAAUGCAUGGUUUGGUGGGAAACAACUUUCACAAGACACAAUGUUUUCAAAUCUUUUGAUAACAAGAGAAGAGUAUGAAGAAGAAGGGCCAUCUAUAUGCUUUGAAAAGUUUGACAUAUAAUUUUAUCUUUAUGUUGUUUAUAUAUUAUCCUUUAAUAUAUAUAAAAAGGUUGUAACAAAAUUACACUUAUACAUAUUGAUUUAUAUCUUGAAACAUAAAUUAAUAAAUUAAUAAAAACCAGUUAUAUAUAG
Molecule: messenger RNA, 1387 nt
Organism: Cataglyphis hispanica
Lineage: Eukaryota; Metazoa; Arthropoda; Insecta; Hymenoptera; Formicidae
Gene: Arp6
Product: actin-related protein 6
Exons: 3
Coding region: 81-1256 (391 amino acids)
Cellular component (GO): Swr1 complex
Molecular function (GO): nucleosome binding
Source: RefSeq, a predicted model, not a curated record